This is a messenger RNA of Mytilus californianus (California mussel), 7447 nucleotides long. Its product is annotated as UDP-glucose:glycoprotein glucosyltransferase 1-like. Gene Ontology annotation, cellular component: endoplasmic reticulum. The record is from RefSeq and is a predicted model, not a curated record. Lineage: Eukaryota; Metazoa; Mollusca; Bivalvia; Mytilida; Mytilidae. Gene Ontology annotation, molecular function: UDP-glucose:glycoprotein glucosyltransferase activity. The coding region runs from base 2 to 4606 and encodes 1534 amino acids. The transcript is spliced from 41 exons.
UAUGGCGCUGUCCAUGAAGGUUGUGAAGAUGCUGGUUAUAGGAUUGUUAUUAUUUUGUAUUAUUUCAACAGUGCAGGGAAGACCUAAAUCUGUAUCUGUGACACUUGAUGCUAAAUGGGGUUCAACACCUUUAUUGUUAGAAGCUAGUGAAUACCUUGCAAAAGAAAAUAUAGAAUAUUUUUGGAGAUAUAUAAGUGAUGUUUCACUACUUAAACCUGAGGAAAUGGAAAGUGUGAAAGAUCUACCCUACUAUUCCAUGAUACUUACGUAUGCAGAGAAGUCACUAUCUAAAUUACAGAUGAGCUUACUGAAGUUGUCAAUGUCUCUAAGAAUUUAUUCUCCUGCUAUUGAAAAUUUUAAUCAGAUGGCGUUGCAUGAACCACCACCUGAAAAGAAAAACUGUGAUGUUUUUGUUAGCUUGAAUGGACUUCAGGUCUGUAGUCCCAAAAAAAUUGAAAAAAGCCUUGAAGAAGCCAAGAAAAGGAAAAAGUCUGCUAUAUACAAGUUUGACCAUGUUUACCCAGGAUCAGAUGAAUCUGAUGUACCGGUAGUGGCUGUUUUGUAUGGAGAACUUGGAAAGCCAAAUUUCAGGGACUUCCAUGUUGAACUUAGAAAUUUGGCCAUGAGUCAUGAAGUUACUUAUUUACUGCGGCACUUUGUUAAGAAUCCGUCUGAACAGAAGACCAGAUUAUCAGGUUAUGGGGUAGAACUGGCAAUUAAAAGUCAAGAAUAUAAAGCCAAAGAUGAUACAAAGAUUGAAGGUGAUGGGACGAAAGAAGAAGAUGAAGUGAUAGAAGGAGAAGAUGAAAUUCAAGGAUUUAUUUUCUCAAAACUUAAAGAUUUGUAUCCAGAAAAACAGGAUGAUUUGAAACAAUUUAGAAAGCAUCUUAGAGAAUCUUCUACAGAACUGACAGCAUUGAAAGUAUGGCAGUUACAAGAUUUGAGUUUGCAAGCUGCACAAACUGUAUUGUUAUCUGAAGGUCCAGAAGCUCUUAAAAAAUUACAGGAUAUCAGUCAAAACUUUCCAUCUGUUGCCAGGACUUUGGUUAAAGUACCAGUGAAGAAUGAAAUGAAAAAAGAAAUUGAGAAAAAUCAGCAGUAUUUUGAGAAUUACCAUGGUAUAUCUCCAGGAGACGCUGCCCUUUAUGUUAAUGGUCUACCAAUAGAUAUAGAUGUAUAUGAUAUGUUUACAUUCUUAGAUGUAAUGAGAUCAGAGGCCAAACUGAUGCAAGGAUUAUUUUCUUUAGGUUUCAAGGGUAAUGAUUUAUCCCAGUUGAUGAAGUUAGAUUUGUCAGGAGAAACAGAAAAUUUUGCACUGGAUAUUAGACAUACUGCCAUUCAAUACAUAAAUGAUUUAGAAAAAGACAAGAAGUAUAGUAACUGGCCAAGCAGUAUACAAGAUUUACUGAGACCUACUUUUCCAGGGAUGUUACGACAUGUUGCUAGAAAUAUAUUUCAUUUGGUUUUCAUUGUUGAUCCAUUGGAUAAAGAGAGUAGAGAGCUCGUUAAAAUGGCUGAAGCAUUCAUUGUUCACAGUGCACCAAUCAGAGUAGCCGUUGUAUUUGUAACAAAUGAUGAUAUGAAGAUAACUGGAUAUGAUGAUGCAGGUGUAGCCCUGUCUAGGGCAUAUGAUAUACUUAGUCAAGAAGAGAAUCCUGGGAAGGCUUUGUCAUUUGUCACUGAUGUGUAUGAAAAAGUGAAGUCAGGACCCAUUGCACCAGAACAAGUUGUUGAAAUGUUUCAAAAGAAGUAUAAAGAUCAUGACUUUGAAAUGAUAUUUGGUUCUGAUGAUGAAUAUGAUACAAGCAGAAAGGCAGCUUUAGAUUAUGUAAAAAGAGCAGGAUUAAAAGAUUUCCCCCAGGUAUUGUUGAAUGGUGUUCCACUGAAAGAUAAAUAUUUAACAGAGAAUACAUUUGAAGAGGGAGUUGUAUCAGAGAUUAUGGCACAGACACCAGAUAUACAGAAAGCUGUUUAUAAUGGGAACCUACACGAUGGCAACAAUAUUCAUGAAUGGUUGAUGGAGAAAAGUAAUGUGUUGCCCAGAUUAAACUCUCGAGUUCUGUCUCCACCAGUAAAAACACUAGACCUUACGGUUAAUAUUGAUGGUGGAUCGUUUGAUGAUCUAGAUACAUUUGGACUACUGAAUUCAGAUGACAUGACAGCCGUUAUGGCAGAAAAUAUGAAAUACAUGCAGAGAAGAGAUAACAUUGUAUUAAGAGCAGUGACUAUGUGGGUGGUUUGUGAUGUAGAAACAACAGAAGGGAGACAACUCCUUUAUAAUGCUAUUAAGCAAUUGAAACAUUCCCAUGAUUUGAGGGUUGGUGUGGUAUUUAAUACUGAAGUAGAGGAAGGCAAAGAUUAUAUGAUCAGUAAGGCUAUUUACUUAGCUCUCAAAACAUUAGACACUUCAGAAGCCAAGAAUUUCAUCACCAAGCUGGUAAAGGAAGAAAAUGUCAAAGAUUUGGUUGAAGCUAAGAAAACACUAAGAGAUUUUGAAGUCAGUGGAAUGGAUAUUGAUAAUUUCUUGUCUCAGCUUGACAAAUUAACAACUAAUUUUCUGAGAGUCCAUAGAUUGUUUGUAAGAUCUGUCCUAGGAUGGAGAACCGAGGCAAGAGGACUGGUGACAAAUGGCAAGGUAAUAGGAGCAUUUGAUGAUGUUGAAGAAUUUACAGAAGAAGAUAUUGCAUUGCAAGAGAAAUUUGUUUUUGAGAAAGGAGCAAAGAAAAUAAAAGAAAGAGUAAUGAAGAUGGGUAUUUUAGAUGAAAGGGGUAGUGACAUGGUGAUGAAAGUUUCUGCAUUAUUGUCAUCUAAAACUUCCACUACUGAAAGAAAAGAAAUCAGUUACCAUGCAGAUCAACACAGUGUUUUGAAGAUUCUAGGUGACGCCAAUGAACCUGCCUUCCAGAUAGAGGCUAUUGUAGAUCCUGUUUCUAGUGAAGCCCAGAAAUUAGCACCCAUUCUUUUGGUUCUGAAAAGAGCAGUGAAUGUUGAUAUAAAAAUCUUUAUGAACAGCAGGGAUAAAUUAUCAGAGAUGCCAUUAACUACAUAUUACCGCUAUGUUUUGAGCCCAGAUGUAGAAUUUGAGCCAAAUGCAAUGUUUAAGUCUGGACAGAAGGCAGUAUUUACAGGACUUCCACAUAAAUCUGUACUGACUUUAGGAAUGAAGUGUCCAGAAAGUUGGAUGGUGGAAAGUGUCAAGGCAUUAUAUGAUCUGGAUAAUAUUCUGUUAGAGGAGGUAGACAGUGUUGUACAUGCAGAAUUUGAUUUGGAAUAUCUUUUAUUGGAGGGUCAUGGAUCAGAUGGUUCAUCAGGACAGCCACCGCGAGGUCUACAGUUCACUCUAGGGUCUAAUUCUACACCUAUGGUGGACACCAUUGUUAUGGCUAAUCUAGGAUAUUUCCAGCUAAAGGCUACACCUGGACUUUGGUAUCUUAGACUCAGAGAAGGAAGGUCCAGAGAAAUAUAUGAUAUUACAAGCCAUGAACAUACAGACACACCUUCAGAUUCAGAUGAUGUUGUCAUUUCUAUGAAUAGUUUUAAGAGUAAAAUUAUAAGAGUCAAAGUUGAAAAGAAAGAAGAUAAGAAAAAUGAAGACUUAUUAAAAGAACCACAGGAUGAAGAAAAAGGUUUAUGGGAUUCAAUUUCAAGCACAUUAACAGGAGACAAAGGGGGUACCAAAGAUGUUGAUCAGACAUUAAAUAUCUUCUCCCUCGCAUCAGGUCUUAUGUAUGAAAGAUUAAUGAGAAUUAUGAUGAUGAGUGUUUUGAAACAUACAAAGUCAAAAGUAAAAUUUUGGUUUUUGAAAAAUUACUUAUCUCCAUCUUUUAAGGAUUUCAUACCAAAAAUGGCUGAAAAUUAUGGAUUUGAAUAUGAAUUAGUACAGUACAAGUGGCCGAGAUGGUUGAAUCAACAGAAAGAAAAACAGAGAAUUAUGUGGGGAUAUAAGAUCCUAUUCCUUGAUGUAUUGUUCCCAUUGGACGUAAAGAAAUUUAUAUUUGUUGAUGCUGAUCAGAUUGUAAGGGCAGAUUUGCAAGAGUUACAUGAUUUAGAUUUGAAUGGGGCUCCAUAUGGGUACACUCCUUUCUGUAGUGAUAGGAAAGAAAUGGAUGGAUUCAGAUUUUGGAAAUCAGGUUAUUGGGCCAGUCAUUUAGCUGGAAGAAAAUAUCAUAUCAGUGCUUUAUAUGUAGUAGACUUGAAAAAAUUCCGAAAGAUAGCAGCUGGUGACAGAUUACGUGGACAAUAUCAAGGAUUGAGUCAGGAUCCUAACAGUUUAUCUAAUUUAGAUCAAGAUUUACCUAACAAUAUGAUACACCAAGUUAGCAUUAAAUCAUUGCCACAGGAGUGGCUGUGGUGUGCCACUUGGUGUAGUGAUGAAUCUAAAGCUAAGGCUAAAACUAUAGAUCUGUGCAAUAAUCCAUUAACAAAAGAGCCAAAAUUAAAAGCAGCAUUACGAAUAGCACCUGAAUGGAAAGAAUAUGAUUAUGAAAUAAAAGUUUUAUGGGAUAAAAUAUAUGGUACAAAUACAAGGAGUCAACUAGAGUAUGAAGCACCAAAAAUAGAUACUAAAGAAAUAGGUGCAAAAUUAGGUUACCAUGACGAGUUAUAACGACUACUUAAUAACUAGUUUUAAAUUUGACAGUUGAAUCUUCAGAUUUUAGUUAUACAUAUAUGUAAAUCUAUACUAAUUUAUCAUUCUUGAAUUUUUAUUGUUAACAUUUACUCUUUGUUCUAAACAGUAAAAAUGAUUUAUAAAACAUUUUUUUAGGUCAACAAGGGACCAUAUGACCAAUAUUUAAGAUUAAUCAUGUGCUUAAGUUGUUAUUUGAGUUGUAUAACUUUGUUAGUAUUUUUUUUUGAAUGAGCUGGACUUGCAUAAAUUUAAUGGUAUAUUUUACACAAUAGUAGUGUAAAAAUGGAUGCUUUCUUAUGAUAUUAUACCCUGUUAACAGAAUUAGUAUUUUGCAAAUCAUGAUGUUCCUCAACAAAAUAUGCAUCAAUAUCUUUAACAAUUACUUAAUUUAGUAUCAGAUUAAAAUUCUGGGUUUAGUUCGUUGGAUAUCAAAAGUAAGAACCUAAACCUGUGGAAACUUAAGAUUCUUGUAUAUCUACUGAUAAUAACAAAUGAAUUUCCUGUUUGAAAAUUAAAUCAUGGAAAAAUCCUGUCAAAUUUUUUGAUUAAAAGUGCAUGAUUAUUUGUGCUGAAUCAUUUAUCUAUAAGAAACACAAAAUCUUUGUUUGUUUUCCAAAUGAGAAAUAAAACCUCUUAAAUUCUUUUUGUGUAAAUAUUUGUUUAUCGUUAUGAUAACACUAUUAAAGUACAAAAAUUGAUUGUAAGUUGUACUGAAAUGUUUUGAACUUUUUCCUGUUUGUUCUUGAAGGAUUUGAAGAAAACAUCACAUGUCUAGUUAACUGAAAUUCACUCAGUUUUUAUCACUUAUAAAGUAUUUACAAGACUUUUAUUUGGUUGCUAAAUAAUGCAAGUGUUUUAGAGACUUUUAGUAUUUACGAUUCUUAUCAUUUCAAUUCUACAUUAAGACAACAAUAUGCAGAACCAGAAAUUUGAACUGAUUUAUUAGACAAUCGUAAUGUUAAUGAUAUUAAUAAAAUUUAUCAAUGACAUAUUUUUUCAAUACCUUUCAUUACCGAACAAUACUUUCAAGACUCAGGUUUACGAUUCAUAUGCAACCAAGAAAAAGAAUAAGUGUAAGAUAUUGUGACAAGUCAAGAUUAAAACCUAGAUAUACAUAGAAUACCGGUACUUUCAGAUCUCAGAAUUGCUGUUCAUAAUUAGAACAUUGUGGAAAUGUGGAUAGGUAAUGGGUAGUCCUUUUUUUUCUCAUAUAUAUAAUGUAAACUAAGUAUAAAUGAUUUAGAUGAAAGAUGUAAUGUGAAGUGAAUCAUUGUUUAUAUGUGUCUAUUGUCUGACUUUCAAAGUAUUCAUAUAUGAUUGUUUUAGCUACUUAAUUUCUGUCACAUUAACCUUUCAGGUAUUGAAACAUGUUUUUUUUUUGUUUGCUUACUUAGAUUAAAAAAAAGACAUAUAAUUAUACUUUUGUUAUAGUGAUAAUUUUGCAGCACAUGGGAAUUUUUUAUGUAUGUUUUCAGUAAGUAUUGUCUUCCAGUAGGUUACUUUAAUUAACUCUAACUUAUUUUAUUAUUGCAUUUAUUUUACUUGUUCAAGUGAAUUAAAAUUAGUACUGCCAGGAAAGAAGCAGAAUGCCAGAAUUUUUGGGGAAAAUUAUAAACAUGAAAAUGUCAGCUCUGGUAAAAAUAAAACACUAUUCAGAGGGACCCAUGUUUGAUUUUUCAAGAUAACUGAAUCUUACAUGCAAGUCAAUAAUGGACAAUUUCAAUGCUGUACACUUCAAAGUAUAAACAUGAUGUGGUAUUCACAGAGCAAUUUGUUUUUUCUGUAAAAUUUGACAUUAUUUUUUGUUAAAUGAAAUUCUAUUUUAAUUGUUUACAAUAUUUAUUUUGUAUUGUAAUCAGAAAGAUAAAGUUAAGUUAUUUGUACACUCUGAAUGAUAAGAAAACAGUGAUAGGGAAUAUAUUUAGUAUCCACUAUCUUUUAUAUCACUUCAAAUUUACAUAUGAAACUGCAUUAAACUUCUUUUUUUAAAUUUGACUGACCUCCAGCUACUUUAAUGAUGGAAUUUAGAAAAGAUAUAAAGUGCAAUAUCGGUAGUCAUUGGAAUUCCAUUUAUUUUAUUGUAUAGGAUAAGAAUAAAAACAUCAGUGUGAUAAAAAAAAUAAACAUUCUCAAGUCUUUUUUGGGAGGGUUUGAGGGGUAAAAAAUAACAUGUCACUUUUAAUUUUACCUGUUUACAUUGGUUGUAAAACCUAAGAUUUGUUUAUCUUCAAGUUGCGUACUGUCAUUUUCAUAAUUUAGUAAAGUAAUGUAUCUGAGGUUUCUGUUAAUUUGUAUGAGAGAGUGAAAUGAUUGCCACUUAUUCUGUAUGGAUGACCAAUGAGUCAGUGUUAUUGUAUGAUAUUUCAGAAAUCAUGAUAGUUGUUGUAUUGUUAUAAUUGAUCUCCAUUCCAAAGUUUCAUACAUAUAUCCAUACAGUUUGUUUCUACAUAAAAUUUACUUAUUAGCCAGUAAAUUUGUCAUUUGCAAAACUAGAGUUUCUUUUCUAUAAAUCACAAAAAGAGAUACUCAACAAAUUUUUAUAUGUUCCCAAACCAUGAAAAUGAGUUAACAAAUAUUUGGUUUAUGCUUAAAUAUAUCUUGCAAGGAAGUCAAAAUUUUCUGUUAACCAUUAAAGAGAUAUGUGUAAGUAUAUGUAUGAACUAACAUUAGUAUGGUCAGGAACAUAUGAAAAAAGAAAAAUAGCAUGAGAGUUUGUUUUCAACUUUGAAAGUACAUGUAGUAUAAUUAUAUAUACAUGUAUUGAAAUAUGACUGAGUCAUUGUUAGAUCAUUUUCAAUUAAAAAAUUAAAAUAUCAA